AUGGAGAAUAACAAAGCGCUUCUACACCGCAUCACCGUUACAGGCAGCGUCCAGGCGCUUGUCAUCGACGAUGACAUUCUCUUUGCUGGCCUAGACGGCGGACUCAUCGCGGCCUAUUCACUCGACACCUUCGAUCUGGUAUCCCAGGUACAGGCCCACGAAGACAGCGUGCUGGGUCUGGACCUGUGCGCACAGCAGGAGCUUCUCUUCACCACUACACAGCAUAAGAUCGCCUUUCGAGAUCGGCGAUGUGUUCUGCGUGCCUACUCGGCGAGGACGAGCCUGGCUUUCUUUGGUGCUCAGAAUGGAAGUCUGAGCUGGUAUAGGGUGCCUGAAGGGCGCAAUGGCGUCCCAGUACCAGAGACUCCGUUCAGUCCCGUAGCACGAAAACACCGCUUCUUCGACUCUUUCGGGCCAGGAGGAACGCAAGAUCCUCUGCAACUGAGAGGGCCGAACGGCACACUGAAGGUUGGAGGCCGUCGUCACACUGUGCAUCUCGAGAACUACCAGGCAUACUCGCACAAAAGCUAUGUAUUUGCCAUGGUUCUCGCCAAAGGCCUCUUCCAGCAUGAUGCAGAAGAAGAAGUCCUAAUCACGGGUGGCGGUGGCGGCACAAUCAAGCUGUGGCGGAUCGAAGCAACAUCUAGCGGAGUACUCGAGCUCUUCAAGCUACGGAACAAAGGUUUGAGCGUUCUGAGCCUUGCAUACUCUGGCUCAUUUCUGUACGCUGGCCUUUCUGGAGGAGUCGUUCACAUCUACAACCUCUCUUCAUGCCAGCUGGUCCAUAAGCUUCGUGUCGGUCAAGACGAUGUUUUACAGACACAGAUCAGUUGUGGCUCGGUGAUAGCCGGCUCAAGCGGUGGUUUGCUCACACAGUUCAACAGCCAGUUCUCGGAAGUCGCAAGUUGGCAAGCACAUAACGGGAAAAUCCUGGCGUCUUACCACUCACAUACACCAAGCCGCAAAAUACUGGCGACAGGAGGCAACGACAACACUAUCGCCAUCUGGGACCCGAAAGAUCCCGAAGCAACUUCAGUCGCGCAGGCGGUGCAGAGUGACGAUGAGCUGCUCAAGUCUCUGCGGCAAUUCAUUGGUUACCAGACUGUAUCCGUCGACCCGCGGCACGCUCGCGAUUGCCACGAAGCUGCGAACUUCCUUCGCAAGCUAUGCAACGCUUUUGGGGCUACCGCAACUGUGCUCUCUCCUGCUGGCCAGGAAGGCGUCAGUCCGAUCCUGCUAGCCAAGUUCAGAGCCUCAGCCGAACCCGAGGACAGUAAGACUAUCCUGUUCUACGGACACUACGAUGUCGUGGGUGCCGAGAUGUCUGUCAACGCCAAAGGGAGACGGAACUGGUACGCUGACCCGUUCUCGCUCACACCACUCAAUGGCUUCUUCUAUGGUCGUGGUGUUUCGGACAACAAAGGCCCGAUCCUGGCAGCUCUGUACGCUGUGGCGGACCUUGUUCAGCAAUCACGCCUUUCCUGUAAUGUGACUUUCCUACUCGAAGGUGAUGAAGAGGCCGGCUCCAGAGGAUUCCGUCCGACCGUCCAGCAACAUCACGAUCUUAUAGGACCUGUUAACCACAUUCUCCUGAGCAACAGCUACUGGCUCGAUGAUCAUGUUCCAUGCCUGACAUUCGGCAUGCGUGGAGUCGUACAUGCAACUGUGAAUAUCACAUCCUCUCGACAGGCAGAUCUGCACUCCGGUAUGGACGGAAAAGCAGUGCAGCACGAGCCGCUCAAGGAUCUCACCGUUCUUCUUUCAACCAUCCUUGGACCCAAUGGCACCGACAUCACCAUUCCAGGUUUCAAUGGCAGCAUCGACAAGCUGACUGACGGUGAGUCUGCGGCAUACAACCAGAUCGCUUCCUCACUCCUGGCUGGCCAUCCGGAGAUCAAGUCACAGCAAGAGUUCGCGCAGUCACUGAUGCAAAGGUGGCGAUACCCGAACCUCACAAUUCACCAGAUCAGCGUUCCAGAGGCCAAAACUGCUGUCACAAUCUCACGCACUGCUCAAGCAACUCUCUCCAUACGCAUCGUCCCGUCACAGACAGCAGAAGAGGUCGCCACGAGUCUGACUGCUCACCUCGAGAAAUCAUUCGCAAAGUUGCACAGCAACAAUAAGCUGGAGGUGCGUAUCACAGCCAAAGCCGACCCAUGGCUGGGCAAUCCGCGUUCUCCUCUGUUUCAGUCCCUGCGUUCCGCAAUUGUCGAUGUUUGGAAUCCUGAGUCAGAUGAUGGCGGUCGCUCCUUCCCAGACUCUGCAUCAAGGCCACCUGAUCCAAGCAUUUCCGAGAUCAUCAGCCCAGUACUGCGGCCUCCGCACCGCCGCGCAUCAACCCUUGCCUCCUCCGGCACCUUCACUUCCGCAAACACGCCUCAUGAACCGCUGUUCAUACGUGAGGGCGGCUCGAUACCUGCGAUUAGCUUUUUGGAGAAGGAGUUUGGAGCGGACGCGGCAAUGUUCCCGAUGGGCCAGGCGAGCGAUAACGCUCAUUUGGACAACGAGAGGAUCAGGGUCGAGAAUCUGAAGAAGGGCGGAGCUGUUCUGAAGAGGGUAUUUGGCAUGCUGUGA
Molecule: messenger RNA, 2574 nt
Organism: Cyphellophora attinorum
Lineage: Eukaryota; Fungi; Ascomycota; Eurotiomycetes; Chaetothyriales; Cyphellophoraceae
Product: putative di- and tripeptidase DUG2
Exons: 2
Coding region: 1-2574 (857 amino acids)
Biological process (GO): proteolysis; glutathione catabolic process
Molecular function (GO): peptidase activity; protein binding
Source: RefSeq, a predicted model, not a curated record